This is a messenger RNA of Miscanthus lutarioriparius, 1788 nucleotides long. The record is from the annotation of a GenBank genome assembly. Lineage: Eukaryota; Viridiplantae; Streptophyta; Magnoliopsida; Poales; Poaceae.
AUGGAGCCGCCUGGUUCCUCAGGUUUCCUUUAUAUCCUUAUUCAUGUUCCUAGUGCUGUAAUUGCACUGGUGUCGUCUAUCUUGCGAAAGGGCGAAGAUGAUCUAGCUCAGCUAUAUGCCUUACGGACAAUCGAUAAUAUAUGUAGCCAAGGAACUGAAUGGACAUCCCGUUUUGCGUCUCAAGAUGCGAUUGGACAUCUGUGCUACAUCUAUAAAGCAACUGGAAAGCAGGAGAGUACAAGGCUCAUUGCAGGAUCUUGUUUGGCCCGCCUCUCUCGCUUCAGUCCAUCAUGCAUUCACUUAAUCCUGGAAAAGAUAUCAUUCAAGGAUAUUGCAUCCACACUCAUCAAGGGAAAUCCACGUGAGCAGCAGAUUAGUCUUAAUAUUCUCAAUUCGGCAUUAGUUAACAGUCACACUGUGACAUGCAUGAACCGGUAUAUUCUUUCAUUAUCAGAUGACAAACAAUUGGUCCCCGGGCUCAUUUCUCUGAUAGAACAGGGAACUGAUGUUCUGCGUGGGAAGGCCCUUUUGUUUGUUGCUCUGCUUUGCAAGAAUAGUCCAAGGUGGCUUCCUCACUUCUUUUGUAAUGCAAAAUUAAUAUCAGCUGUUGAUAGAUUGGGAAAAGAGAAGGAGGGUUUCAUUCAUCAAUGUACAGAAGCAUUUGUGCAGUUGGUUGCUUCUUUGGUCCCUGGCAUUCUUGACACUGUCUCCAGCGAUAUACAGCAGGUUAUGGCUGGCAAACGCCAUGGACCUAUUACUGCUUUAGCUGGGCGAGCUCAUCCAAAGAGCACAAUUCAUUUGUUCCCUGCUAUUCUUCAUCUUCUGGGAAGUGCAUCCUUCAAGCACAGAGUUGUGACAGGCCAUGUAUUGCUUCAGUUGGCAAAUCUUAUUAAGAUUUUGGAGGCACCGUUUCAGGCUAGGGAUGAUUUCCAAAUUACAUUGUUGCGAGUUCUUGAGGCUGCUACAGAGGAGCCUUCUGUUAUUCUUGGUGAACACAAAAUAUUCACGAGUCGUAUCAUUCCAAGCUUAUCUGUCUUAUACAAGGGCAAUAAAGAUGGUGAUGCCAGAUUUCUGUGUUUGAAGAUACUCUCAGAUGUGAUGAUUGUGAUCUUCAGUUACUCUUCAUUAACUUCUGACGAACAAACAAUAACUGAUUUGAAAUCAAUCUCUCAGAGGCAUUUUCUGUCACUGUACCCUUCUUUUGCAGAGGAUGAAGAUCCCAUACCCAUAUAUGCACAAAAACUACUAGUAAUGCUAAUGGAACAUGGUUGUGUAAAAGUCUCUGAUAUUCUGCACAAAGCAACAGUAUCCCAGUGCUUUGAAUUUUUGCUAGGAGAUCUGUCAAAUGCAAAUGUAAGCAAUGUCAAGCUUUGCUUUGUCCUGGCAUCAGCACCUGAGAUGGACACCCAUAUUCUUUCUCAGCUUCAAGUUGUUAGAAGAAUAGGGAACCUACUUGAGUUUGUUGCUGCAAAAGACAUGGAUGAUUUUCUUGAACCAACCCUGGAACUCUGCAGAGCUUUCAUUAUUUGUGGCACUGGCAGCAACAGAAGUAUCGCCCUCUCCAAAAACCCAGCACUUCUUGUUGACAGUGCCUUCAGCAUGAGCAUUGCUGUUGAUCAACAAACUUGUGUCAUGGAUAUAUGUGACUUUGGUGGCAACAUGGGUAUUUUUCUUGAGCUAGUUGGCAAUUCAGAUCCACAGAUAAGUGAUUUAGCGUCAGAUUGUGUAGUGUUGUUACUCAAGGCAGCACCUCGAGAGGCUACAGUGGGCUUGACAGUAUAUAUUUGA